AUGAGGAGUUUUUUUGCCGUCUUAGCUCUUCUCCCAGCUGCAUUUGGCUGUUUGGAUCCAGACACCAACAGCUGUGCUAGCUUUAUCAAGUCUCAAUCAGCUACUGCGUCGGCGUUUUGUGCAACGUUUACCACGGCUGUUGUCACCGCAACCUCUGCUCUUCCAUCAUGGGCCACCAACUGUUCCCAAAAGCCAAGCCUGAUCUCCAAGGAGUGCUCGUGCUACUACACUGGUACUAGCACGGGGGCUACGAAAACCUCAGCAGGUAGUGGAGGUACUGCACCAACGGGUGUUACAACUACGCUUCCUGCCUCUUCUGGAGUGGUUACAAGCGCCACACCAAUUACUGUUACUGGCUCACUUGAUGGCGGCAUGAAGAGAUACGAUCGCAGCACCAAGGUUUGCCAAGAGCAAACUGAGACGGGAGAGGAUGACACUAUUUUCAUUCUAGAAGAUGGUGCUACACUCUCUAAUGUCAUUAUUGGACCCAAUCAAGCAGAGGGAGUUCACUGUCGAGGAACUUGUACCUUGAAUAACGUUUGGUGGUCUGAUGUUUGCGAGGAUGCUUUAACUCUUAAGCAGUCUAGUGGAACCUCAUACAUCAAUGGAGGUGGCGCCUUCCACGCCUCGGAUAAGAUCAUCCAAUUCAAUGGCCGCGGUACCGUUCAGAUAACUAACUUCUAUGCAAAUGAUUAUGGCAAGGUGGUUCGAAGCUGUGGCAAUUGUUCCGGUAAUGGGGGCCCCAGAAAUAUCAUCAUGACAAACGUUAUUGCGGUCGAUGGAGGAGUUUUGUGUGGUAUUAACACAAACUACGGAGACACUUGUACUAUGACGAACUGUUGCCAAGACGACGGCAAAACUUGCGAUCGUUACACGGGCAACUCAAGCGGCUCCGAGCCAACUAAGAUUGGCUCCGGCCCUGACGGAACAUAUUGCGUUGCCUCUGGAGCCAGUACUAACUGCUGA
This is a messenger RNA of Ilyonectria robusta, 966 nucleotides long. Its product is annotated as pectate lyase-domain-containing protein. Gene Ontology annotation, biological process: pectin catabolic process. Lineage: Eukaryota; Fungi; Ascomycota; Sordariomycetes; Hypocreales; Nectriaceae. Gene Ontology annotation, cellular component: extracellular region. The record is from RefSeq and is a predicted model, not a curated record. The transcript has 4 exons. The coding region runs from base 1 to 966 and encodes 321 amino acids. Gene Ontology annotation, molecular function: pectate lyase activity.